UGAAGUGGAAAGUGUGGUGAGACACACAGCUUCCCCGUUUACUCAGGCCAUGCCCUUAUACUCUCAUCAGUGGGAAGUUGUAAAACAGAACAAUAACAGAAUCUUUAAGAAAGGGAGAUUGUCUGGGUUUGGAAAGACAUCUGAUGGCUGAUUGGAUGUGGUAAAUUUGUAGGAAUAGACCCGACAAUGGGAGCCACUCUGGCCGGCCAAAGAACCCUGGAGGAUUUCAAACAAGCUCGUACUAAUGAAGACCUUCCACCAAGAGUGGAUGAGAAUGACACAGCAGUAGUGUUGGAUAACUACCCUCCUCCUGAUAUCUGCGAGCCUAUAUUUAGAACGGGAGAUUGGCUGAAAAUAGUGUCGGAGGAAGGGUACUGGUGGAAGGUCUACUCGGUCAACACUAAGGAAGUGAACUAUAUACCACACUGUCACGCCACAAAAGUCUACCAUGGCUGGCUGUUUGAAACUGUGACCAGACCAAAAGCUGAGGAACUGCUGCAACUCCCAGGAAACCGAGUGGGGUCAUUUCUGAUCAGAGAGAGCACAAAAGGUAUGUACACCUUAUCUGUGCGCCACAGAAAAAUUAAGCAUUAUCGAAUAGUUCGAAUGCCAAACAACUGGUACUUCAUCUCUCCACGUCUCACAUUUCAAUGUCUGGAAGAUCUGGUCAACCACUACUCUGAUAUAGCAGAUGGACUGUGCUGUGUUCUAACUGGCCCAUGCCUGACCGCCUGUGAAACACCCCUGAGUAAGAUCACAAAAACACCUAAGGAGAGAAAAGCUUUUGACUGGAGAGCAGUGAACAGCUCGGAGCUCGUCCAACAGAGCACAAGCCCUUCAGGGGUCAGCUAUGGGGUUCAGAACAGUGUCUCUUCCUACCUGUCUUUGCUGGGACAGCAAGAGAAGCCAGAGAAAAAGAGAUUUAGCGUGAAGAAGAGGUGGAGGUCUGUCUACAUGACACAAAACCACCAGCUUGACAGUUUGGCUACUGUGGAAGACAACUAUGAGGAGGUGCUUUGAUAAAUCACAGCUGAUUCGUUCCAGGAGCUCAAAAGCUGAUCGAAGGAUAUAUAAAGGCAUUGUGUGUGGACUGGAAAUAGACAGACUUUUUGUCAGAGAAUCAUCUGAAACAUUUAAAACAGUUCCUCAAGCAAAGCAUGUGUUUAUUUAAACCUAGGCUUACGAAACUUUGAGGCUGAAUGUUUUAAGACGCUUGUGCAACCUUGUAUCAUUAUUUUUAGACUGGCGAACGUUGCUCUUUCUGCAAAUGUGACUACAGACAUGUGACAUAAAACAGUUGUGUAAUGUCACCAGCAGUGGGACUUAAGAGUUCUGUUCUUACCAUUAGUAAAGCUCGGCGGAAAAGUGAUGAAGCUGACGGUGAGGUAAGAUGAAGACUCGCAAUGUCGGCACCGUUUCUCUCUGCCCCUACAGUGACUUUAGUGGGGUCUCCUCCGAAAAGAGCAAUGUUCUUCUGAACCCAUCCCAGAGCAGCUGCCUGGUCCUGCAACCCAUAAUUCCCCGGCAGAGCACUGGAAUCUACACAGAUUCAACAGAAUUCAAUUCACCAUCAGGCAUAUCCAAAUGUGUUUUCCACACAUAUAUUAAAUGGCAAUAAAGCUCAUUCUGAUUCUGAAAGCUGUGAUGCAAGAAGAUUCGAAAUAAAUGACUGAAAAAUCAAGAAAUAAA
Molecule: messenger RNA, 1689 nt
Organism: Carassius gibelio (silver crucian carp)
Lineage: Eukaryota; Metazoa; Chordata; Actinopteri; Cypriniformes; Cyprinidae
Product: src-like-adapter
Exons: 7
Coding region: 187-1020 (277 amino acids)
Molecular function (GO): protein binding
Source: RefSeq, a predicted model, not a curated record